AUGUUCGUCCCGGCCACCACAACCGUCAAGCAGGACAACGCCGCCCUGGUCCCACACUUCACCGAGCACGUCUACGCGACCAAGCACGGCGUCGAGCUCCCCCUGCGCGUGUGGCGGUCUACAACCGAUGCCAUCGACGAUGCCAACUAUGCCGACCCCUCAGAUCCCGCGGCGUACGACCUCGGCGGGUCCAGCACUGAUCUCCGCGGCUUGCAGACCCCCCACAACGAGCCUGGUAGUGGAAGCUGCACCCCCGCGCCCCCAGCCCCCAAGCCGUGGUUGCUGUGGAGCCACGGCGGAGCGUUCAUGGGCGGCAGCGUCGCGCCCGCGCCCUGGGUGCUGCCUGCCUUCCUCCCCUGGGCCCACGUCGUGAGCUACGGAUACCGCCUCGCGCCGGCGGUGGGAAUCGAUGAAAUGGCAGAGGACGGUGCCGACGCUGUUGCGUGGUGCCGUGCAAACCUGCCCGCCAUCCUCGACGACAUCAACAUCGAUGCCUGUAUCGUCGGCGGUCUCAGUGCCGGCGGUUCGUUGGCUAUCCUCAACGGCCUCCUUACGCCCCGCCCCCGUGUCGUCCUCGACGCUUAUGGCAUCGUCGACUUUGCCGACACCCACUUUGACCCAAAGUUUACUGGUCCCGGCUACGACCCGGGAUCCGUGUCUGGACGCUACAGCGAGGGCCAGCUCGAACACGCCAUCGCCGGUCGUGACGCAAGCACUGCGCUCACUGCCCUCCCCGGAAAUGACGACCCAGACGCCCAGGGUGCCGUCACGGCCGUCUACUCGCGCGUCAAGGAGAUGCUUGGCUGGACAGACCCGCAGGGUAUCGCAGCCGACGUCAAGGUCCAUGUGGCAGCCACGGGCCGCAUCAUGCGCGUCCUCACGCGCCGCGAAAAGCAUCCAGACAACGAUACGUGGCGUGUUGCCGCGACGCGCGCCAGCCCGAUCACCAAGGUCGACGAGCACUUCCCCGCGACUGUCAUCCUGCACGGUGUCGAGGACCGGACCGUCCCCGUCGACCAGAGCGCGCGCUUCGCCAAAGCUCUGCGCAACGUCGGCGUCGUGGUCAAGGAGGUGUAUGUGCCUGACGCGGACCACUGCUUUGACUUCACUUGCACCGGCGCCAACUCUCCCGGAUGGGACAACGCCAUUGCCCCGCUCAUCGAGUUCAUCCAGGAGCGUCUCGAGCUCGUCGAUGAGAGCCCCAGUCUUCUCGCGCCACCCAAGACCGUCUAA
Messenger RNA from Apiotrichum porosum, 1233 nucleotides. RefSeq lists its product as uncharacterized. Gene Ontology annotation, molecular function: serine-type peptidase activity. The transcript has 2 exons. The coding region runs from base 1 to 1233 and encodes 410 amino acids. Gene Ontology annotation, biological process: proteolysis. The record is from RefSeq and is a predicted model, not a curated record. Lineage: Eukaryota; Fungi; Basidiomycota; Tremellomycetes; Trichosporonales; Trichosporonaceae.